This is a messenger RNA of Meriones unguiculatus (Mongolian gerbil), 1269 nucleotides long. Its product is annotated as melanoma-associated antigen 10-like. Bases 1 to 1269 code for a protein of 422 amino acids. Gene Ontology annotation, biological process: negative regulation of transcription by RNA polymerase II. NCBI's taxonomy places the organism in Eukaryota, Metazoa, Chordata, Mammalia, Rodentia, Muridae. Gene Ontology annotation, cellular component: nucleus. The transcript has a single exon. The record is from RefSeq and is a predicted model, not a curated record.
AUGUCUCGCUAUGGAAAGCACCCACGCCUCAGCCUGGAAGAAGGUGUGAACUUCCAGAACCCAACUGAAACUGAUGAGGUGACAUCCCCACCCAUUCCCCCAGCUGAGAAGGAGGAAAAAGAAGGAGAAGAGGAGGUGAAAGAAGAGGAGAAAGCUACUGAUAAUCAGGAAAAAGAGGAAGAUACUAAUGAGAAGAAAGAAGAAGAGAAAGAAAAUGAGAGAGAAGAGGAAGAGUAUGACAAUGAAACAGAUGAAGAAGAAAAUGAUAAGGGAGAAGAAGCAUACAUAACUUCUAUCUUUUUGUCAUCUUCUAAUGUUGCUUUACCUACUUUCACCCUUCCUUCUCCUUCCUCCUUAUCCUCCUCUUCUUCCUCCUCCUCCUCCUCUUCCCGAUUUUCUCUGUUUCAAAGCAACCUGGUGGGAAAUGAGGGUCAUGUGCCUGGGAUACUGAGCAUUUUUCAGAAUGCUCAAAGCUUCUUUCCUUCUUCUACUUUAGGGGAAAAUUUAGGUGAAGCAGUUGGCCACCAGGAAGAGAGUUCAGAUGCCAUCCAGUCUCCAGAAGAUCCUGACAACUUGUUGAAUCUUGUGAUACAAGAGAAGACUACUGAUUUGGUGUUUCUUUUUAUCUACAAGUAUAGAGUGAAGGAACCCAUCACUGUAGCAGAAAUCCAAGAGGUUGUCACAAAAGAAUAUGAGAACCAGUUUCCUGUCAUUUUCAUUGAAGCUUCUAAAUGUUUGGAGAUGACCUUUGGUAUUGAUAUAAAAGAAAGUGAUAUUCUAAGCAGUGCUUAUAUCUUUGUCAACUCACUGAACCUUGCCUAUGAGGACACACUGAGUGACAAUGAUAGACUGCCUAGAAAUGCUUUCCUAAUAGUUAUUCUGGGUGUCAUAUUCAUAGAAGGGAACCGUGCUUCUGAAGAAAGAAUCUGGGAGUUCCUGAAACUGGUAGGAGUGUAUGAUGGAGAGGAACACUUCAUUUGUGGGGAUCCUAGGGAAUUCCUCACUGUAGAUCUAGUGCGGCAAAAUUACCUGGAGUAUAGGCAGGUGCCUAAUGGCCAUCCACCAUACUUUGAGUUCCUGUGGGGUCCAAGAGCCUAUGCUGAAACUACAAAGAUGAAAGUUUUGGAAUUCUUGGCAAAGAUGAAUAGGUGUGACCCGACUGAUUUCUCAGUCUGGUAUGAAGAGGCUUUGAGAGAUGAGGAAGACAGGGCCUGGGCCAUGAAUGACUCUGUAGAAGGAAGCCCAACCACAUGGUUUGCAGAACGUUAA